Molecule: messenger RNA, 495 nt
Organism: Rhizoctonia solani
Lineage: Eukaryota; Fungi; Basidiomycota; Agaricomycetes; Cantharellales; Ceratobasidiaceae
Product: Retrotransposable element Tf2 protein
Exons: 1
Coding region: 1-495 (164 amino acids)
Biological process (GO): negative regulation of transcription by RNA polymerase II; chromatin organization
Cellular component (GO): pericentric heterochromatin
Molecular function (GO): chromatin binding
Source: RefSeq, a predicted model, not a curated record
AUGAGCAAGGAAAAGAUGACUAGGGAUAAAGGAACCAUCCCCAAAUAUUCAAUCGGUGAAAUGGUCUGGCUAGAUGGAAAGAACGUGGAACUCAGGACCAACUCCAACAAACUGGAUCCUAAGAGACUAGGCCCUUUUGAAGUUUUAGAGAAGAUUUCCAGUCAUGCAUACCGCCUAAAGCUGCCGGAAACCUUGAAAAUCCACGAUGUGUUCUACGUGGGACUAUUGUCCAAAGUCCAUGAGUCCCCUAGCCAACCGUUUCCAGAACGACCCCCUCCAGAAACAAUUGAGGGGGAAGAAGAGUAUGAAGUGGAACAAAUCAUUGACUCAAAAAGGCAACGAGGAAAAUGGUUCUAUCUGAUCAAGUGGAAAGGAUACGGCCCAGAAGACAAUUCUUGGGAACCAGAAGAACUCUUGGAGCACAGCCAGGAGGAAAUUCAACGUUUCAACAAGUCACGACUGAAAAAGGCUCGUGACUCCGCCAAGAGCCUUUAA